AAUUAGAAGCGUCCUGUUCGGUCGGAUAUUUCGACAAUUUUUGGUGGUGUUAGUGAUGUUACGUGAACGGGGGGACCCGAAGCCCGUGACGGACUCCGCUCGGUGCAUCGUUAUGACUCUGUGGGGCUGCAGGCACUCAAAAUUAGCUGACAAAUGCUCACGACAAACAUCCUGUCACGUAACUACAUGAGACGUGAUAGACACACACCUGCAAUUGAAUUCUAAAGCCAAUACGGAACAUGGAGAAUGCGGAGCAGGAACUCAAGCGCCGGCGUGAAAGAGGUCGGGUAGCGCAGGCAGCAUUGCGCAAACGGCAAGCAAAGGCGGCACAGGAGAUCCAACAUGAGAAUGGGCAAUUGAGAGAAGCACUCAGCGCUAUUACCAAUGUUGCUUGUCGUGACGAUCGAAGCGACCUUCUGGCUGUCAUAAGGCAAGCUGCCGACGCUUCUGGGAUAGACACCAGCCACCUUGAAUUAUCGAAUUCCUCCUCAUCAAAGGGCGAAUCGGAAACCGACUAUGCCAAUCAUGGCAGUAAACCUGUCUUCAAAGCUACAAGGUGCAUGAUGUGGCUAAACCCUAUGCGCUAUAUGCGUAUUAACGAUCCACCAGAAGAUAUCAUCCCAUAUCUAGGGCCUGCCGCGAAUACACUGGCUGGGAAACUCUUUUGGGCUGUCCUGGAACAUGCCAUAUCAAAUUGUCAUCACGUGCAUCAUCCGACUGCUCACGGGACGUUGCACCGUAACCCUUCCUUCAAACGAAUGGUAGAACAUACAACUGCAUUAGGGGACGUUAGCGACGACUUCAUGAGAGCUAUGAUCGAAGCCCGGCUGGAAUACCGUAAAUUGGGGUUCAUAAGUGCUGAGUAUGCCAGUGCUGCGGAACCCGACGCUGGAAGGGUAAUGAGGCGCAAGGUUGUUGAGGACUAUAUGAAGCGAGGAGAAAAUGCAGACGUCUGGUUGAAUCCCAUGGCUGUAGAGGCGCGCGCCAGGGAGAUACUGGGUUCUCAUGGCUUCACAAAGCUGAAACAUGCGGCAGAAAGUCCCAACAACAAUGCUCAGCACACAAUUUUAUCGAGCGCAGUAAACAAACUCAUAGAACAUUAUAUGUGCUUUGGGGAUGGGCCCAGGUGGAACAUUGAGGUUGUGGAUGGAACAUUUACUAAGUGGAGGCCGGAAACAACAAAAUAGGGUAGAGAAUCUCAAAUAAGCGUACGACGGAAUUUAUAUUUCCUAAUUGAUGCCUCUAUCUUCAACAGUUAGAUCAACCUACCAAACGAAUACUCACA
This is a messenger RNA of Truncatella angustata, 1285 nucleotides long. RefSeq lists its product as uncharacterized. Lineage: Eukaryota; Fungi; Ascomycota; Sordariomycetes; Amphisphaeriales; Sporocadaceae. The record is from RefSeq and is a predicted model, not a curated record. Bases 240 to 1187 code for a protein of 315 amino acids. The transcript is spliced from 3 exons.